This is a messenger RNA of Cricetulus griseus (Chinese hamster), 1002 nucleotides long. The record is from RefSeq and is a predicted model, not a curated record. Lineage: Eukaryota; Metazoa; Chordata; Mammalia; Rodentia; Cricetidae.
AUGACUCUUGUUGUCUUCCUGGCCAUCCUGUGCUUGGGAAUGGCCACAGCUGCUUCAUCAUCUGAUCCCAGUUUGGAUUCUGAAUGGCAGGAGUGGAAGAUAAAAUAUGAAAAAAACUACAGUCUGGAGGAAGAAGGACAGAAGAGAACAGUAUGGGAAGAAAAUCUGAAACUGGUCAAACUGUACAAUGCAGAGUAUAAGCAAGGGAAGAAAGGCUUCACCGUGGAAAUGAACGCCUUUGGUGACAUGACUGGUGAAGAAUUCAGGAAAAUGAUGACUGUCAUUCCAGUCCAGACUCGUAGGAAAAGGAAAAGUAUCCAGCCACCUAUGGUCAGUUAUGUCCCCAAAUUUGUGGAUUGGAGAAGAAAAGGCUAUGUGACUCCUGUGAAGAUACAGGGUAGAUGUAAUUCUUGUUGGGCUUUUUCUGUGGCUGGUGCCAUAGAAGGACAGAUGUUCCGGAAAACACGCAGACUGGUCUCGCUGAGUCCACAGAACCUCGUGGACUGUUCCAGACCUGAAGGCAACCUGGGCUGUUAUGAAGGCAAUACAUACUAUGCUUUAAAGUACGUGCAGCACAAUAGAGGUCUAGAGGCUGAGGCAACCUAUCCAUAUGAGGCAAAAGAAGGACCCUGCAGGUACCAUCCUGAACACUCUGCUGCUAGAGUCACAGACUUUAUGUUUGUCUCAAAGAAUGAGAAAGCCUUAAUGCAUGCUGUAGCAACUAUAGGGCCCAUCUCUGUUGGAAUCGAUGCUGGCCAUGAAUCUUUCAAGUUGUAUAAGGGAGGUAUUUAUUAUGAGCCAAACUGCAGCAGUGAAGUCAUCAACCAUUCUGUUUUGUUAGUCGGCUAUGGCUAUGAAGGAAGAGAGUCAGAUGGCAGGAAAUACUGGCUGAUAAAGAACAGUCAUGGUGAAAGAUGGGGCAUGAAUGGCUACAUGAAGAUUGCCAGAGACAGGAACAACCACUGUGGAAUUGCUACAUAUGCCAUCUACCCUAGAGUGUGA